AUGGGGGUGCAGGGACAGCCGACUGCCCAGGGACAGAGCGAGCUUUUCGUGCAGGAGUCCAGAGCCAGCCUGGCUGUGGGAGACAAUCAGAUGGCUGGACCUCUGGAUCUGAGGGAGGAGGCUGGGCCUGGACCCCUGGGUCUAAAGGAGGAGUCACCAGCUCCUCCAGCAGAGCUAGAGAGCUCCAGCAUGGCACUGGGGCUGGUGCGCGCUGGGGCGUGUCUCCUCCUGGGCCUGCUGGUCUGCCCGGCGUGCACGCGGGCCUGCCUCAUGUGCUUCGUCACGGACAAGGAGCGCAUCCGCAUCUGCCAGAUGUUUGUCGGGAUGAAGGCCUGGAAGACCAAAGUAUGCGACGAAAAGUUCCAGCUGGCCUUCAAGGAUCUGCUCAAAACGGAAAUCAAUUACGAUGAGCGAAACAACCUGCACGACUCCUUCACGCAGAUGGUGCACUCCCUGCAGGAGACAGCUGUGGCCAAGGGGUUCUAUACAAAAGCAUUCUCCAAGGCUGCAGAAGAAAUGAAGAAGGCCAUUCUACAGCUUAAAAAAGUCCCGGCCUGCGUCCCUCCCUGUGGCGUCCAGGAGCUCACCCGGAGGUUCAUCUGCGACGGGUGCUACUCCCUCAUCUGCAAGCUCCCGCUGAACUGCCCAGGUGAGGGGCGGGCUGGGGUGCUUGGGAGCCCCCCCCACGGGGGGCUUCGGGUUAGGGUGAGCCCCGCGGGAGAGACCCCGUUAUCUCCAGUCAAGGACGUGACCGUCAACCGCGGGGACCAGGCUAUGUUUUCUUGUGUUGUGGACUUCCAGUUGCCGAAGGAAGACAUCUCCUAUUCCUGGAAGUUCGCCAAAGGUGGUGUCCGGACUCAGGACAUGUCCUACUUCCGCGACCUGCCGCGGGCCCGAGGGUCCGUGGCGCGGAUCCGCCCGGCGAAGCCCGUCCACGCGGGAACCUACUCCUGCGUGAUCCGACACGACGUGCGCCCCGUGGCGCGGCUCUACUUCUUCCUGAACGUCACUGGCCCGCCCCCGCGCGCGGAGACCGAGCUCCAAGUCACCUUCCGGGAAGUGGUGCGCUGGUCGCGGAAGGAACCGGAAGUGGUGGAGCCCUGGAAGCCCGGCCUGGGAGAGCUACUGACCAAUCCUUGGGCCCUGACAUGGGAGGACCUGUGCUUGCUGGCCGCCCUGGUGGCCGUCAUGGUCGCCAGCCUGACGGUGCUGGUGUGGAUGUUCUGUCGGUGGUAUUUCAGCGGCAUCUAGCAAGGUACUGGUCCCUCAUCCUCCUGUCUCCAUCCUUAAAAUAAAGAGUAUAUUUCAA
Molecule: messenger RNA, 1309 nt
Organism: Dipodomys spectabilis (banner-tailed kangaroo rat)
Lineage: Eukaryota; Metazoa; Chordata; Mammalia; Rodentia; Heteromyidae
Gene: Spaca6
Product: sperm acrosome associated 6
Exons: 10
Coding region: 1-1251 (416 amino acids)
Biological process (GO): fusion of sperm to egg plasma membrane involved in single fertilization
Source: RefSeq, a predicted model, not a curated record